CUGCCGCAGCGGGGUUUCGUCCCUGAGCGAAGGAUCAGCCGAGCGAGCGAGGAUGUCCGGGCGCGGGAAGCAGGGCGGGAAGGCGCGCGCCAAGGCCAAGUCGCGCUCGUCGCGGGCCGGGCUGCAGUUCCCCGUGGGCCGCGUGCACCGGCUGCUGCGCAAGGGCAACUACGCGGAGCGGGUGGGCGCCGGCGCCCCGGUGUACCUGGCGGCCGUGCUGGAGUACCUGACGGCCGAGAUCCUGGAGCUGGCGGGCAACGCGGCCCGCGACAACAAGAAGACGCGCAUCAUCCCGCGCCACCUCCAGCUGGCCAUCCGCAACGACGAGGAGCUCAACAAGCUGCUGGGCAAGGUGACCAUCGCGCAGGGCGGGGUGCUGCCCAACAUCCAGGCCGUGCUGCUGCCCAAGAAGACCGAGAGCCACAAGGCCAAGAGCAAGUAGACCGGGCCCGGAGCAGCGCCGCGAGCCCAGAAGCAAAACCCAAAGGCUCUUUUCAGAGCCACCCACGGUCUCGAGAAGGAGCUGGGGAUGCUACUGAGGGGCGGUA
Molecule: messenger RNA, 548 nt
Organism: Phalacrocorax carbo (great cormorant)
Lineage: Eukaryota; Metazoa; Chordata; Aves; Suliformes; Phalacrocoracidae
Source: RefSeq, a predicted model, not a curated record